Molecule: messenger RNA, 2837 nt
Organism: Polistes canadensis
Lineage: Eukaryota; Metazoa; Arthropoda; Insecta; Hymenoptera; Vespidae
Product: nose resistant to fluoxetine protein 6
Exons: 7
Coding region: 53-1966 (637 amino acids)
Molecular function (GO): acyltransferase activity, transferring groups other than amino-acyl groups
Source: RefSeq, a predicted model, not a curated record
UCUAAUCGUUUGAUAAAUAUUUAUCGUUAAAUAUAUAAAGUGUGAGAGAAAAAUGAAGAAUCUUUUAAGACUCUUUAUCGUUAUUUGCGCGUUUCUCGCAAUAUCUGCUGAGAAAUCGGUAGAUUAUGCAGACACUCUGAUUCUGAAGCAUCGGACCAGAAGUUUACCAGAGAUCAUGGAAAGUCCUCAGAAAAAUUGGACGACUUUGACCGAAGCUUUGGACAUUUACAGUGCUCGUAAUCUCGCGAGAAACUGGGUGGAAGGAAAAUAUCCGAUUGGUGAACAAUGUGGCAAAGAUAUCAGUAGGUACAUCGAGGGUUUGAAGAACCAAGAAUUGUGGGCACUUAAGGUUGACGAUGCUUCGGGUAGAUACACCAAUGGUUUCUUCUGGGGUAAUUCAUAUUUCACUGGGUCAGCAACAGAAUGUGGAUACAUCGGUCAAAAUUACGUACGAAGUAAUGAAAAAUCUACAUCCAUGUCUAUCAUAGAUGAAGUACAGGAAUUUAACACAGAACCCCAUAAAAAAGGAAACCCCGGUUUGAGUGGCUCUAAUCUUUUAACGCAAACUUUAAUAGAUCAACCACCUUAUCCUUUAGGUUUUUAUAUGAUGAGAAUUUCUUUAAAUAUGACCUUGUUACCUACGACAAGAUUGAUGCACAUUGGAGUUUGUUUGCCAUUUUCUUGCACAUCGGCUGACGUAUCAAUAAUAGCAAAACUUGCUGCUAGUGAUAUUACUGGUAAAAAUGUAGUCAUUGAAAAAGUUCGAGAUCAACGCAAUUUGUACGACAUGUACUCCGAUCCUGUCUAUUGGAUUCUUUUUGGAGUCACGUCUGCGGUGAUGAUUCUUAUGAUAGCUGGUUCUGGAUAUGAUUGGUAUUUGACUCGAAUGGUCGCUCGAAAAAAGAAUAUGAUUUACGAUUUGGAAAAACAUGGAAAGCUUGAUCAACUCAGUAAUGGAAAUCCAAAAACGUUAAACGUCGCAGAUACGGUUCCCAAUGGAUCUGCGCCGGUCAAUAACAAUAACGAUCACGAGAAUACCUUGCAGCCAUCCGAUGAAGUAUAUAAACUUAGUGUUCUUGAAGAGUUGCUCUUGUCUUUCUCUGUUCCUUCCAAUUUAAAAGUUAUCUGUGAUGGUAAUGUUGGAGGAGAUACAAUCAGUACCAUUCAUGGUCUAAGAGCAAUAUCAAUGGCUUGGGUGAUACUUGGGCACACUUGUAUAAUAGUUUUCAAAUACUCUGAUAACAUGGAAUAUCGAAAAGUUGUUGAGAAAAAGUUUCUUUUUCAAACAAUUACUAAUGGAGCUUUCAGCGUGGAUACCUUUUUCUUUAUGGGCGGUUUACUUGUUAGUUUUCUAUACUUUAGGACCAAUGCUAAAGGAGAUUUGAAUAAACUUACUCAGGGCACAAAAGGUUUUGUUUCUGGGUCAUUGAAAUUCAUUGGGUUGCUUGUCUAUAGAUUCUGUAGGCUUACAGCACCGUAUAUGUUUAUUCUGGGUGUUGUUGAGAUUUCUAUGAAAUGGUUCCAUUACAAUUCUGUCUUUGAACCUCCUACGGCUGAUCAUUACAAUUGCCCUAAUUACUGGUGGAGAAAUUUACUUUAUAUUAAUACUUUCUUUCCUGUAGACCAAAUGUGUAUGCCUUGGAGUUGGUACGUUGCGGACGAUACACAGUUCUAUAUCGUUGGUGGAGUAAUAUUAGUAUUAGCUGUAAAUCACUUUAAAAUUGCAGCAACUGCUGUUAUCACUUUAUUAGUGAGCUCCUGGUUAACAACAGGGUACAUUGCACUUGCUAAUAAUCAUAUGCCAAGUUCGGAUGAUCCACUGGCUUUGUUUGACAAAAUUUAUGAUAAACCAUGGACUAGAUUAGGACCAUAUCUAAUUGGGAUGUCAGUAGGAUAUUUUCUCUUCAAGACUGAUUGUAAAGUGAAAAUGUCGAAGGUAAGACUAAAUAACUAUAAGAAUAAAUAACUUGGCGUCAUUUUUGAAACAUUUCAUUUCAUCAUUUUCACAGGCCACAGUUGUUAUAGGGUGGUUACUUUCUUUCGGCUGUCUUUUAAGUUUACUUUAUGGUUUAUAUGAAACUGAACUUAGUCCUGUGACUUCCGCUGCCUAUUCUUCAUUAAGCCACAGUGCUUGGGCACUUGGUUUAGCAUGGAUUAUUGUUGCAUGUAGUACAGGUUACGGAGGUAAAUGUCAUCAUAAAAAUAGAAAAAUGUCAAAAUAAUAAUGUGCUAAUAUUUUUAGGAUAUAUAAACAAAAUUUUGUCAGCACCUAUUUUAUAUCCAUUCAGUAGAGUGACCUAUUGUGCUUAUCUUAUUCAUCCAAUAAUAAUUAGACUGACUACUAUGAAUUUAGAUUCACCUUUUCAUUUGGGAAAAGAUACAAUGGUAAAUACUUUUAACGUAUAAGUUAUAAUCAAUUAUCUAUAACAUUAUAUUAUAUAUUAACACCAUAAAUUUUCUAUUUCAGAUGAUAACUUUCUUAGGACAAUUGAUCUUAUCUUAUUUCCUAUCAUUCAUUGUAUCAGUGAGUUUUGAAGCUCCCGUAGUAAGCAUGUUAAAAAUUCUCGCACCAAAAAAAAGAAAACGCAUACAAUGAGAAGACUUAUAAACUUAUUUAAUCAAUGUGCAGUCUUUAUACACAUAUUUAUACAACAUUAUUUACAGUCUUUUUUCUUUUCUUUUCUUUCCUUCUCUUUUAUAAUAAGAUCUUUAAACUUUGUAAAAAACAAUCUAUUGGUAGAUAUACAACGAUAAAAGUAAUGUACACAUUUCAAAUAAAUGUGUUUUCUUAAAUUUUGUAUGUAUUGUCAAUUAUAAAAUAAAUUAUUUCUUUUUUU